Molecule: messenger RNA, 1293 nt
Organism: Arabidopsis arenosa
Lineage: Eukaryota; Viridiplantae; Streptophyta; Magnoliopsida; Brassicales; Brassicaceae
Source: the annotation of a GenBank genome assembly
AAUGCAGAAGUCAUCGCUCUAUCUCCAAAAUCCCUCAUGGCGACAAAUCGGUUCUUCUGCGAAAUCUGCAACAAGGGGUUUCAGAGAGAACAGAACCUUCAGCUUCACAAAAGAGGCCACAACCUGCCAUGGAAGCUGAAGCAGAAAGCGAAUAAGAAUCAGGUGAAGAAGAAAGUUUAUAUAUGCCCCGAGAACAGUUGUGUCCAUCAUGAUCCAGCUCGAGCCCUAGGCGACCUCACUGGAAUCAAGAAGCACUUUAGCAGGAAACAUGGAGAGAAGAAGUGGAAAUGCGACAAGUGUUCCAAAAAGUAUGCUGUGAUAUCCGAUUGGAAAGCUCAUAACAAGAUCUGUGGUAGCAGAGAGUUUAGAUGUGAUUGUGGUACCCUCUUCUCCAGGAAGGACAGUUUCAUCUCACAUAGAUCCUUCUGUGAUGUCUUAGCUGAAGAAAGUGCUAAAUUCUUCUCAGUUCCAUCACCCUUAGCUGCCAAUUCGGCCAUCUCCACUGUCGCUGAAACCAACAAUCCAACUCUUAUUCAAUCACAAUUGGAUCAAUCUUCCAUAGGUAACGUCAACAACAAUCACACCAGCUUAAAGUUCACAAACUCCAACCCAAUCCAACAACGUCAAGCCAAUGCUUUUGCGCUGUCCUCAGCACCAUCACCUCUUAGUACAUCUGAUUCGGUUCAUAAUCUAUGGAAGUUACAAGAAGAGGAAUGUUCACACCAGUGGUUACUCAAUGAAUAUAUGAACAACAACAAAAACAUUAUUCAGAAGGGAAUAUUCAAGAAUCAAGAAAAUGAGAUCAAGAAGGGAAAUAUUUACAGCGGCUCGAACCCCACCGAUGCAAAUAUAGCAUCCUUGUUCUCGUUUAAUCAAGAAGCAGGGAAUAUGGCUUCAUUGUCGGCAACUACAUUGCUUCAAAAGGUGGCUCAAAUGGGAUCAUCAUCGAGCUCCGACACAAGCACCAUGUUUGGGCUAAUGACUUCCUCCAUCUUCAACAACACAUUGCCAAACUCCAAUUGUUUCAAGACGAAGAAUAAGGAAAAGGAGUUGACCAGAGACUUUCUUGGUGUGGGAAGUCGUGACGACCAACAACAUAUACAUCAUCAUCACUUCCCAUCAAGCCUGCCAUUGACGGUGAACCAUAAUGUUCCCAAGUUGGCUGCAACCAUUGUAGGCGAGGAAGCAACCAUAGAUAUGGCGUCAGAUUCAGAAAAUACUCGGUUUUGUUGAUGGACAAUGUAAUUCCAGGAUUUCUUUAGGAAAGUUCUAAAAUAAUAACUCACAUGAAGU